Molecule: messenger RNA, 1776 nt
Organism: Hyaloperonospora brassicae
Lineage: Eukaryota; Oomycota; Peronosporomycetes; Peronosporales; Peronosporaceae
Source: the annotation of a GenBank genome assembly
AUGCACCGCACCUUAUCCAGCGACGCCAAAGGCGAUGCGCCCGAGCUAUUGCGCGCCUAUAGUUUCGGUCAGAACACCUGCGGGGAGUUAGCGCUCGGCGACACGGCCGAUCGUCACAAGCCAACACGCGUCGAGUUCGACAGCAGUGCCAAUGGGCAAACAGCCGUCGCGGACGUUGCUUGUGGGAAUGAGCUCACGAGUUUUCUGUCCGAGAGCGGAAAUGUGUUUACGUGCGGUCACAAUGACAGCGGCCAAUGUGCAAUGGGGUCGACCGAGCGCGUGCCCACGCUCCAGUUCUCGCCAGGACUGAGUUCUCUUGGCACGACUCGAGUCUUCUCGGGCAACGGUAGUGAACACCUUGCAGCACUGAGCGCAAAUGGACAGUUAUACACCGUCGGGUUGAACGUGCACGGGCAGCUGGGUAUCGGCUCUGCCACAAAUGUAGAGGAGCCUAUGCUUGUGGGAGAAUUGACGAGCAAGCGCGUUGUCGAUGCUGCUUGCAGCUACUUCCACACGGCAAUUGUGACGGACAGUGGUGAGCUGUACGCAUGCGGUCGCAAUGACUACGGGCAGCUCGGAUCAGGGGGUGGCAACGACCAGCUUGUACCUCGACCUGUUGGUUAUUUCUCACGGCAUCCAGUACUAGCAGUUGCGUGCGGUCAGCACUUCACUGUCGCAUCGCUGAGAGAAGGAGGCGUCGUAGCAUUUGGUAGAAAUGACCACGGCCAACUCGGGAUUGGGUGUACAUCCGAGCCAGUGUUCGAGCCUAGACGCUUAGCCUCGCCCCUGGACAGAGCAAUGGUACCGCAGCUGUCUUGUGGGUACUACCACACCGCCGUCAUCACGGAGGACGGUGCCGUCUAUACAUUUGGCCGUAACGACUACGGUCAGCUCGGUCUUGGGCACAAACUACACAUGGCCCGACCGACGAUUGUAAAAAGCUUGUCACGCGUGAGGGCAGUCCAGGCUGCAUGCGGUUGCUACCACACGCUAGUGCUUUCGGAUGACGGCAAGGUGUUUCCAUUUGGCCGCAACGACCACGGUCAGCUUGGCUUAGAGACAACAAUGGAUUGCCUGAGCCCCCAGCUUAUAGCAUCUCUGCAGGGCAAAGCUGUUGCCAAGGUCGCUGCUGGGUUUUACCAUUCCGUUUGUCUGGUCAAGACGUCCGAAGGCGCGCAGUCAUUGGGACAAGGCACUACAACACUGAGCGUAGAUAUGGGUAAGAUGCUGAACAAUCCGACCCGAAGCGACGUCGUCUUUUUGGUCGAAGAUCGCCGGUUUUUCGCACAUGGCUGCAUUUUGGCAGCUCGUUGCGAGCCACUGGAGAAAAUGCUCGAUGGUCGAACAAAAGACGGGCUGCAGUCGGAAAUCGUCAUCCCCGAGUAUUCGUUCGAUGUGUUUGCUGCUCUGAUGGCAUUUCUAUACACUGACCAAGUGGCCGCCCUGACUUCACAAGAUGUGACGGCAGCUUUUGCACUGGAGCUGCAUGCACUGGCUGAUCAGUACCUGGUUGGCAACCUUCGAAGUUUGUGCGAGAGCGCUUUGGGACGGGUACUAUCAGUGGAGAACGCUGUCAUCAUCAUGGAGGCAGCGCAUUUUCGGAGCGCUUUUGCGUUGAAAAAGCGUUGCGCACGCUUCAUUGUGGAUCAUUUCGAUCGCGUCAGUGCAACGCAGCCUUUUGCUGGACUUCCGCACGACAUGCUUGACGAGCUGCUGCUUUUGGCUAGUCACCGAGGUGUAGCGGUAUCGAGUCGAGGUGGUGCUGGUAGCGAGUAG